AUAGGAGGGAGGGAGGGAGGAAGUCUGUCUUUUCACCUGAAGAUUACUUUGUAUCACACUUCUCUCACCCUGAGCGCUGGAAGGAACAGCGAGGAAGGAGCUGAGUUGAUCAGGAGGUGCCAGCACUUGCUCUCUGUUUUUUUUCCCCCUCUUCUGCACGGGGGUCAGCUGGACUUCUCUGUAAAAAAAAAAAAACUAAAACAAAGCCACUGAUCAGCGUCUACUGGAAAGACUGAGAAAUAGAAGCUGGCACGUCUAGGAUAGAAGACUAAAAAAGUGAGAAAACUGCAGUAAAUGACACUGGCCGCAAAGGAAGAGAAGUUUGACUGAAAAUCUACUCCUGAGGGCUUUCAAAGUACCCAGGAAGAAAGGAACCCGGAACAACGGCACUGGUGAAGAAAGAGGAAAAAUCUUUUCAAAUACUACUCUGUGCUUAACAAUGGGAGACCGGUUGCAUCUUCCAGCAGUUGCCAGAACCUUGCUCCCUUUGGCCCUUGGCAUUUUGACCCUUCUGCCUCACAUCCUUCUGGGUAAACCCGCGGAGGAGGAAAAUGCAGGCAGCUCAGCACUGCUCCAGAGGGUGAAGAGAGGCUGGGUGUGGAACCAGUUCUUUGUCCUGGAGGAGUACACUGGGCUGGAACCACUUUAUAUUGGAAAGCUCCACUCAGACAUGGAUAAAGGCGACGGCUCCAUUAAGUACAUCCUGACGGGCGAGGGCGCGGGCACCACCUUCACCAUCGACGACAGCACGGGGGACAUCCACGCCAUCCAGAGGCUGGACCGGGAGGUGAAGGCCCAGUACAUCCUCCGUGCCCAGGCCCGGAACCGCCUGACGGACAGACCUCUGGAGCCUGAGUCCGAGUUCAUCGUCAAGAUCCAAGACAUCAACGACAACGAGCCGAGGUUUCUGGACGGGCCGUACCAGGCGUCUGUACCCGAAAUGUCUAAAAUAGGAACAUCUGUGAUCCAGCUGACGGCCACAGAUGCCGACGACCCCACGUAUGGCAACAGUGCUCGUGUGGUCUACAGCAUCCUGGAAGGCCAGCCUUACUUCUCAGUGGACGCCAAAACUGGCGUGGUCCGCGUGUCCCUGGCAGAUAUGGACCGGGAGACAAGAGAAAACUACACUGUGGUCAUCCAGGCCAAGGACAUGGGUGGCCAACUGGGGGGGCUCGCUGGUACCACCACUGUCAACAUCACGCUCAGUGACAUCAAUGACAACCCGCCCAUGUUUGACCAGAGGCUGUAUCAGAUGAGUGUCCCAGAGUCGGCUCCUGUGGGUUCAGUGGUGGGUCGGAUCUGGGCGAAGGACAGGGACAUCGGGUUCAACGCUGAGAUGAAGUACAGCAUCAUCGAUGGAGAUGGAAGGGACACAUUUGACAUCAGCACUGACCCCACCAACCUUUUUGGCAUCAUCUGUGUGAAAAAGCCACUGGACUUUGAGACCAAGCCCAGCUAUACUCUGAAGGUGGAGGGCGCCAACACCCACCUGGACCCUUCCCUACGCCACCGCGGGCCCUUCAAGGACGUCACCAUCGUGCACGUGAGCGUGGAGGACGUGGACGAGCCCCCGCUGUUUGACUCACCAGCGUACUACAUCGAGCUGCCAGAGGACGCUGAGAUCGGGACUGUGUUGAAGACGGUGUCAGCGAGGGAUCCCGAUGCUGCCAACAACACUGUGAGGUAUUCCAUCGAGAGGUCCAGUGACCCCGAGAAGUACUUCUACAUCGAAAUCACUUCCGGGUCACUGAUGACGUUGCGUUCACUGGACCGAGAGGAGAUUGGCUGGCACAACAUCACUGUCCUCGCCAUGGAAAUGAAUAACCCCACACAGAUCGCGAGUGUGUCGGUGGCUGUGAGGAUCCUGGAUGUGAACGAUAAUCCUCCCUCGCUGACACACUACCUGGAGGCUUAUGUGUGUGAAAACGCCAAAGCUGGGCAGCUCAUCCAGACGGUGACGGCGGUGGAUCCAGACGAGCCGCUGGGUGGACAACACUUCUACUACAGCUUGGCUCCAGAGGCCGCCAACAACCCCAACUUCACCCUGAGAGAUAACCAAGACAACACAGCGUGGAUCCUGACGCGUCGCGGAGGCUGGUCACAGCAGGACCAGACCGUCUUCUACUUGCCCAUCUUCAUCUCUGAUGGCGAGCAGCCGGUCCAGACCAGCACCAGCACGCUGACCAUCCGUGUGUGCAGCUGCGACCAGGAGGGCAACGUCAUGUCGUGCAACGCCGAGGCGUACAGCCUGCCCGCAAGCCUGAGCAGAGGAGCUCUCAUCGCCAUCCUAGCCUGCAUCUUUGUGCUGCUGGUGAUGAUUCUGCUCAUGCUUUCCCUGCGCACCCACCGCAAGAAGCCCUACCUGUGCGACGAGGAGGAGAACGUCCACGAGAACAUCGUCCGCUACGACGACGAAGGUGGCGGUGAGGAAGACACCGAAGCCUUCGACAUCGCCGCCAUGUGGAACCCACGUGAGGCGCACCACCACCUGGGCAAGAUGAGACAGGAUAUGCUGCCGGAGAUCGAGAGCCUGUCACGUUACGUCCCUCAGGCGUGUGUCAUGGGCGGCGGCAGUGGGGACAGUAACGUUCAUGGAUAUGUGCUGGCGAAGCUCCUGGAGGCUGACGUAGACCCGUGCGCCCCACCUUACGACUCCCUGCAGACCUACGCCUAUGAGGGGGAAGGCUCAGUCGCUGAGUCGCUCAGCUCGCUCCAGUCGGGUACGUCCAAUACGGACCACGAGUACGACUAUCUGAACGACUGGGGACCUCGCUUUAAAAAACUCGCCGAGAUGUACGGCGUGCUGGAGACAAACAGUCCUCCAAUGUGGUAGAACACCAGAACCAUUGCCUUUUUAAUCUGAGAUGAGUUACGCCGACAAAAAGAUAAAGAGAGACAAAAACAUCAGAGAAGUGACACAAAAAGACUAAAAAUGUGCGAGGAAAUACACAAUAAAGCCUGGAUGUGCUCAUGUUCACAUCCAUGACUGUUAGCACUUGAAUUCCUGCCGAAGCCUCGAUUCUCCACAGCCUUGAAGGCCUGAGAUGCUCGCAGCAGCAGCAGUGUGAGCUGGUUUUAAAUCUCCCCCAGAGACGGGCUUCAGAGACGGGCUUGGAUUGGCAGCCGCGCAAGGCCUGCAAAGGAACGGCUUCAAAGCACAUGUUAACUCCCCCGCCUGACCCAGCCACAGGCAGAGCCCCUUUGGUUCAAAGUGUUGAGCGAUUUAUGCGAGAGAUGAAAACGAGAGAGAGGGGACUACCUUACUAACAGCGGCACAGGAGACAAACUCUGAAAUGCUGAUCCACCGUUCUGAGUUUGUGCUUUUAUACGACCCAACAACACUGAGGGGGUAAAAUGAAAGCGAAAAGUCAUUGCUGCAAUCGGGGAUGUGUUCUUUUCUGUUUCAUCUGUGGCAGGUCUUAAUUUAUUUCUUUGUUCCAUGUGCUGUAUUUAUAUUUUUUGAUAACUUAUUUGGGUACAAACCAACACUGUACUUAAACUGCCGCUAUGUGAGGAAAUCUUUAAAAGAUCACAUAUAUGUUGUAACAUACAUGAUGUAACUGCCCUUGUUUCCAGUCUGUGUGAUAAAAAGUUUUUCCACGCAUCUCUAAAUGUCACAUGACAUGCACAGGAGAUGGCUAUGUGUAAUCCCGUGUGGGUUUUCCAGGUUGAUAUGUUUAUUGUAUUAUUGUUUUUGUAUCAUUUUUGAGCUAUUUGUAUUGUAACUUUUUCCCAAAAACAUAAAGCAGUUAUGCAUUCAUAAGGAUUUAAGGGAAGCCAUUUUUGAAGAUCUUUUGAUGGAACUGGAUAUAUCCCUGCAGGACGGUCAAAUGUUACUUAAAGUUGUAGCUCGUACUUGGAUGAGCACACAACCGAAUCGCCUUUCAUUUCGGAUCCACCACCGUGCCAACCAGAGUCCGACGGCAAUGAGGCUUGAUCUGUCCUGUUAGAGAUACUGCGUUUCUUUUCUGCCACCACACACACGUGGCUUAACCCUCCAAUCCUGUGGACUUCAGAGACAUUGAUAAUCUGCAUCAAGUGCCAAAUGUAAAAAGGACAAAAAAAGACGUUUUGGAUGAAAAGGUAAAAAGAAAAAACAUCAAAACACCAAAAGACUAAAAAGGAUUUUACAAACUGCGCGGGAAGUGAAGGUACAUUUUGAUAAUUUGAUUGGGUGAAGUUUACUUGAAAUCUAUGUGGUCAGUCAUGCUACAUUAAGUGGUA
Molecule: messenger RNA, 4224 nt
Organism: Morone saxatilis (striped sea-bass)
Lineage: Eukaryota; Metazoa; Chordata; Actinopteri; Moronidae
Product: cadherin-20-like
Exons: 12
Coding region: 440-2833 (797 amino acids)
Biological process (GO): homophilic cell-cell adhesion; adherens junction organization; multicellular organism development
Cellular component (GO): plasma membrane; catenin complex; adherens junction
Molecular function (GO): calcium ion binding; cadherin binding
Source: RefSeq, a predicted model, not a curated record